Messenger RNA from Myripristis murdjan (pinecone soldierfish), 2560 nucleotides. RefSeq names its product AT-rich interactive domain-containing protein 3B. The transcript has 9 exons. Gene Ontology annotation, molecular function: DNA binding. The record is from RefSeq and is a predicted model, not a curated record. Gene Ontology annotation, cellular component: nucleus. Lineage: Eukaryota; Metazoa; Chordata; Actinopteri; Holocentriformes; Holocentridae. Gene Ontology annotation, biological process: regulation of transcription by RNA polymerase II. Bases 293 to 2128 code for a protein of 611 amino acids.
CAACCCUUUCCGAGAUAUGAGAUCGGGCCAUUUUCCUGUCGGUCCUUUUCCCUAUUAAACCAGGAAAUCAGGAAAUUUUUGGGAUUAAAAAAAAGAAAGAAAGCGAUAAACCCACACUUGGAGAGGUCGCGAAGAGGAGAGCGUUUUGCGCCUUUCUGCUGGCGGAUCAGUUGAAAUUUCCGGUGCAUGCACAGUAUUUCUCUUCCCGUGCGUGUGUGUGUGUGUGUGUUUACAAGUGUUUGAAAGAGUGCCAGAAACGAGGGAAGAAGGAGGAUAAAGCAAGGAAGGAGGGAUGGUAGACAAUUCCGGCAGCAGCAAGGCGCAAAUGCCCAGCAUGUCUCAGGAACCUGGUGUGGGGAGUGCAUUUCCUCAGGGCAGCUCCACAGGGGGGAUGAAGCUGGAGGCUGUGAUGGAACAGCUCCAGCGGCAGCAGCAGGCCCGCUUAGAGAUGGAGCGCAAAGAGAGGAGGCUGCGAGAGGCCCACAUCAUGUAUGCCCAGCAGGUUGCUGCCCAGCAGGCCAUCCUGGCAGCUGCCCGGGCCUCAGGGGCUGGCUUCAUGGGCAAGGGCCUGGCUGGAGGGGUCCCAGGUGGGGGGGUGCCUCCCCGAGUGUCCAACCAGAGCAGCGUGGACUCGGAGAGAGAGGAUGAGGAGGACAGAGGCCGAGAUUCUGGGGAGGAUGACGAUGAUGAGGAGAUGAUGGAGGGAGACGAGUGCAGCGAUGAGGAGGGAAGCGCCAGCGGUCUGGAGUUCCUUCGCAAGCAGACCCUGGCUCUGCAGCAGAGUGCCUCUCACCUCCCGGGGCGCCCAUUCAGCGGCUACGCUGUGUCAGCCCCCCAGCGGACGGCUUCGCCUCCUGUCAGGGUGAAGCAGGAACCUGACGAGGGCCUAUCUCCUGCGGGGCCCCACUCUGCUACCUCCCCCAAUGGACAGGCUGACUGGAGCUUCGACGAUCACUUCAAACAGAAUGGGACUGCAGGCUGGGCGGACGAGGCUGACAGUGGCAGAGGCAGAGGAGAAGCCUCCAGAGACUUUGCUAAGCUGUAUGAGCUGGACAAUGACCCCAACAGGAAGGAGUUUCUGGAUGACCUUUUCACCUUCAUGCAGAAAAGAGGAACCCCAGUCAAUCGCAUCCCCAUCAUGGCCAAGCAGGUUCUGGAUCUGUACAUGCUCUACAAGCUGGUGACAGAGAAGGGAGGCCUGGUGGAGGUCAUCAACAAGAAGAUCUGGAGAGAAAUCACCAAGGGACUCAACUUGCCCACCUCCAUCACCAGUGCUGCUUUCACCCUGCGCACACAGUACAUGAAGUACCUGUAUCCAUACGAGUGCGAGAGGAAAGGCCUGAGCUCCCCGGGUGAGCUUCAGGCAGCCAUCGACAGUAACCGGCGCGAGGGUCGUCGUCCGAGCUACAGCAGCAGUCUCUUCCGCUUCUCCCCCUCCCCCAGCACAGCUCCGCACAUCCUCUCGCCUCCCAAGAUGCACCUGUCGGCUCUGGGGGCCGGGACCUCGGGGGCCCUCAAUGGCCUGCAGGCCUCGCCAGGACCCUCCCUUAAGAAAGGCACUCCUCCAGAUGACCUGACCCCCUCUAUCUUGGCGGCAAGGCCCUCCAUGGCGUUAGCUCUGGGUCAGCAGCAGGUUGCUGGCCUUGCAAGAGCCGCCACUCUGGAGCAGCUGAGGGAAAAGCUGGAGACCGGUGGAGGCGAGGGACCAGAGAGGAAGAUGGCCCGCCUGGCAGAAGAGCAACAGCGCCUGAUGCAGCAGGCUUUCCAGCACAACCUGCUGGCCAUGGCUUCCCAAGUGCCCAUGAACCUGCGUCUGGGGGCCCCCUCCAUCCCCACCAGAGAUGAGAAGCCGCAGGACAUGUCUCUGAGCAUCUCGACCAAUGGAAAUGCCAGCAUCACCGUAUCAGUGGAGGUCAACGGCACAAUCUACUCAGGAACUCUGUUUGCCCAGAAGUCCGGAGGAGCCCCAGGGCCCGCUGUGUCAGCUGCUGCUGCCUCAGCGUCCCCUGCUGGGACCAGCACCAGCUUCAGCUUCUCUGUACCCCCGGCCCAGCCCGUAAGCCCCACCUCCUCUUCCUCCUCCAAGGGGUCCGGCUCGGCCGAGCCAGCCACCAGUGGGUCACCCUAACUCAGGCUGCCCCCCGUACCUGUUCCCCAGGCCUCUCCUCCACCUGGAGGCCCAGCAUGAAUAUACAGUACAAUGAGAAACGAAUAAGAAUAACAAACUGUUGCACAACAAAUACCUCAUCGACCCUGUCAACCCCUUGGCUGUCCAAUCAUGAACACAGAGCCCGAGAAUAUUCUAUGGCAACGUGUGCCCACACGCACAUCUAUGCAUUUUAAUCAAGACAUGAAUACAUACACAUGCCAUUCUACAAACGCACACACACACACAUACACGUGCACAUACACACACAAAUGACACAUUAAUCCUAACAAACAUGCUAAACACAAUCAGCUCAGCCAAAACCCACUGACAGGUGUAGUCACAAAUGAACUUGAAAAGUUUUAUUUUAGGACAUUUUGUUUGUUGCCAUUUUGUUGUCUCUUUGAUUUUGUG